Nerophis lumbriciformis (worm pipefish) is the source of this 2463-nucleotide messenger RNA. The record is from RefSeq and is a predicted model, not a curated record. Lineage: Eukaryota; Metazoa; Chordata; Actinopteri; Syngnathiformes; Syngnathidae.
AUGUGGCGACUGUACAGGUGCCUCCUCAUCCUGAUGCUGAUGAUGAAUUGCUCAGCGCUGACAGCAUUCGAAUGUAGCCCCAACCAGCUGAAGUGUGCAAAUGGCCGUUGUGUCGCCCUUAGGUGGGUGUGUGACAACUUUAAUGACUGUGGCGAUGGAACUGAUGAACUGCCUGAAAACUGCGACUCCAGAAAGUGUCUGGACACAGAGUUUGAUUGUGGUGCCCCCCACAAUCAGUGUGUGCCUAAAAGCUGGCACUGCGAUGGCACAGCGGACUGUUUAAAUGGCACUGAUGAAGAAAACUGCAUGGCAAAGGAGUGUGCACCUGGCCAGUUUCGCUGUAAAACGGGUCAUUGCAUCUCCAAGUUGUGGGUGUGUGACAACAUGAAAGACUGCCCGGACGGCUCCGACGAGGCCACCUGCCCGAAACCGACCUGCAGCCCCCAGCAAUUCCAGUGCAGAAACAACUCCAUGUGCGUGUCCUAUAGCUCGCGCUGCGACGGUGAGUUGGACUGCUCAGACGGCUCUGACGAGUCGACCGAGACCUGUGGGGAAAACCACCUGAAGCCCUGUAGAGCAGAUCAGUUCCAGUGCGCUAAUGGCCAGUGCAUUUACGGGACGUGGCGCUGUGAUGGUGACACGGACUGCAAUGAUAAAUCGGAUGAAGACAGUUGCUCUCACCCUACUUGUCGCCCAGACGAGUUCCAGUGUGGUAAUGGCACAUGUAUCCAUGGCAGCCAUCAGUGCGACAAAGUGCACGACUGCGCUGACUCCAGUGAUGAGAUGGACUGCCAAACAGAAAACGCAUGCGAUGGUCCGACUGUGUUCAAGUGUCGAAGCGGGAAGUGCAUCAGCAUGACCAAGGUCUGCGACAAGCAGCAAGACUGUCAUGACGGUUCGGAUGAACCGGUCGGAUUGUGUGAUAUUAAUGAGUGUUUGGUUGGGAACGUUGGGUGCUCCCAUGAUUGUGUUGAUCAUAAACUCGGCUACACCUGCUCCUGCCCUGCUGGAUACACACUGAAGGACGACAAAAACUGUGAAGACAUCGACGAAUGUUUGCAACCAGACAUUUGCAGUCAGAUUUGUAUCAAUGAGCCGGGCAGCUACAGGUGUGAUUGUAAAGACGGCUACAAAAUGGACCCGGCCACCACGACGUGCAAAGCUGUGGCUGGCACUACGCCCGAACUUUACUUCGCCAACAGGCAUGAUGUGAGGAAGGUGACUGUAGAUCGCAGCGAUUACGUGCAUGUGAUGGAGGAUUUGAAGGAUGCAGUGGCUCUAGACAUAGAUAUCCCUAACAAGAUCAUCUUCUGGUCGGACCUUUUCUUCAAGAAAAUCUACAGCUCCAAGCUGGACAUGGCCGACCAAUCCUCUGCGCACACCGUGGUGAUAGGCGAUAAGGUGGAGGCCCCGGAAGGCCUCGCCGUUGACUGGAUUCAUGGCAACAUCUACUGGACGGACAGUUUUUUAAAAACCAUCUCUGUGGCGACGAUGGACGGCAGCAAGAGGAAGACACUGAUCGCUGACAAUCUUGACGAACCCCGAGCCAUAACAGUGGAUCCUAUGAACAAUUUCAUGUACUGGACAGACUGGGGUAAGGAGGCCAAGAUAGAAAAGAGCGGUUUGAACGGAGCUGACCGUGUCACCUUGGUAACUGAUAACAUUCUGUGGCCCAAUGGAAUUACACUUGACAUCGUCAACCAGCGUCUCUACUGGGUGGACUCCAAGUUACACACACUGUCAAGUGUGGAUGUCAACGGAGGGACUAGAAACACUGUGAUUUACAGUAAAGAAAAACUCGAACAUCCUCUCUCUCUGGCUGUGUUUGAGGAUGAAGUGUUUUGGACAGAUAUGGGCAAUAGGGCUGUUUUCGGUGCUGAUCGUAAGACAGGAGAGAACAUCAAGGAGUUGGCCAGUGACCUGGACCAUCCAGAGGAUAUCGUGGUUUACCACAACCUCAAGCAACCAAAUGGUACAAACUGGUGCACAGAGGGGAACAUUAAUGGAGGCUGCGAGUACCUGUGCCUUCCCGCUCCUGUCAUCAAUCAACAUUCUCCGAAAUAUACCUGCGCCUGCCCCGAUCACAUGAACAUGGCGUCCGACAUGAGGAAAUGUGUGGCCAAAGCCACUGAGACAAACAUGACGAGUUCGAUCCUGCCCUCUCAGGAGCCCAACCUGUCCGACAGACAGCAGCCUCUGGCUCCAUCCCCAGCCAGCACACAAGAUGCAGGCCACACUACUGCUGUCUAUGUCGCGAUUCCUCUUGCAGUCAUGAUCUUAUUGGUGUUUGGGUUAGUGUUGGUAUGGAGACAAUGGCGAAUGAAGAACACCAACACCAUGCACUUUGUCAACCCAGUGUAUCAGAAGACCACAGAGGAUGAGGUGCAAAUCUGCAAUAAUUCUGAAGGCUACGUUCAUCUUCAGGGGCAAAUGAUGAGUAUGGAGGACGAAGACAUUGCAUGA